CAUUAUUAAUAUGAUUUUUGAGGUUACAGAAUGUCAUAAAAUACUUUAAAAAAUGAAAAAUAAUUAAGGUAAACGCACCGGUAGUGGACACUGCGUUAGUAGUGGACACUUUGAACUUCAAAUAUGAGUAAUAAGGUUGUUGAUGGCUUCACUGUUCAAACAUACAAAUCAUUCAGUAGACAGAACCCUCUAGUGGUGGUAACUCGCACUGAUCCUUUUCUAGUGCAUCAUGGGAUGUUUUCCCGCGCUCAUUAGUGAUGGCAUUCCUGCUGAUAUAAGAAGACAAGUGAGUCUGCUGUCUGUUUCCUUAAGGUCUAGGUAAUUUAAAUCACGCUUGCUGUAUUAACAGUUAGUUUCACGGAAGUUUUUUGGUGAUAUACUAUUAAUAUGAGCUUCGUUGGUAUGUUUUAAGACCUUCCUGAUAGUAUUUUUAUUUUCCAAGUCAAUUGAAUGAGAUGUCCACUAAUGAAACAAAAAUAUCGUAUAUUUUUAGUAGUGGACAAGAGGUGGCCACAACUAGUGAAAAUGAACUUUUCACUUUUAAUCAGUAUCAAGUCAAAAAUUAAAUCACCUAAUGUUAAGUAACAUACAGUAUUGAUUCAAGCAUUUUUUGGUUACUCUGUCUAGUCAUGGACAGGGGGUGUUCACUAUUAAACCGUGAAUGUCCGUUUAUUGAAAUGAGGUGUUUCAAUAGUGGACAAAACAUGGUUUGGUGCCAUGGGAUCCUACAGCACCCGGUAUGCUAAGUAGGAAAAUAAUGUGCAAGAAGAAGUCAGACAGUACUCUCACGAAAAGUGAUGUAAGAGUUGGUUUUGAAACAUUAAAAAUAUACAUGGGACCUGAGAAAGUGGGGUUAUUUGAGACUGUAGUUUCUUCUGAAGAUGUUGAGGCUACAGACAAGUCCCUGUUCAAUUUAUGGCACCAGAUGAAGACAGACAUCAUGAAUCAAGUAACAGCUGGAAACAACAGCAAAUCCUUCAACAAUAAUGAAUCAGAACAUGAAGAUUCGACGGUUGAAACUGCUCAAAUCAAUCGCAACCAUGAGAUAAAUGAUGUCAGUAACACCAGUGCAUUCAGUGAUUCAUAUAUUCAUGAUAUUCAUAAUGACUACCACUAUCAAAAUGAAAGACCUAGUACUUCAAACACUGGCAAUACCAUUGUUGCCACAAGUACACACAAUAGCCGCAAUAACAGUCAGAUCUCUGAAACAGUACCUAGUCCUUUCAAAAGGUCACUUCUCUGGCCAGAACCCAGGGAAAUCACUAACAAAAGGAAGAAAAAGGAAAUCAUACCUUCUGUAGUUACGUCAAAAGCUUGGCAGGAAUAUUAUGAAAAUAAGGAAAAGAAGAAAAUAGUGGAACUAGAACUGAAAAGGGAGAGAGCUUUGGCAAGACAGAGAAAGAAGGAAGAACAGACUGCUGAGAAUAAAAGGAAAGCUGAAGAGAAAGCUAUGAAAAUGAAAAUGAAGACUACAAAGCAACGAAAGAAGAAAAUGAGAAAGGAAGAGACAUCAUCAGAAGAUGAAGGUUCUUGGAUUCCCUCGGAUGGUAGUAGUACAAACGAUGUUACGUUAGAUGUAGAAGACACUAUGCAGUUUCAGGAAAAUAUUGAACCCCCUUCAAACGAAACUAUUGGACCAAGUUCAGCAAUUAAGGAAUCGAAAGAUACAGAAGAAAGGGGAGAAAGUAUUGAAGGGACUUUAAAUUGGACUCGGAGGAAGGAUAUGUCCGAAAGACACAGUCGGAAUACCAUUGAAAAGGAAAGGGAAUCAAACAUCCUGCAUGAGAAUGAUUUUGUAGUUGCCACCUUGUCUGGUAAGAAAAGAAAGUACAAAUGUGUGUGCAAAAUUACCAGUUUAAUCAGUGAUAAUAUCGCAGAAGUGAUUGUGUUUAAUUCCAUAAAUAGGAUGAAAAGCGUAUUUGCUAAAAAUGAAAAAGAUGUACAAACGAUAAAUAUUUCUCAAAUUGACUUGAGGCUUCCUAAGCCUCUAAUUUUUGGAAGAGAGAGUCACUGUCAAUUCUCGAAAGGCAUUGACAUAGAUAAGUAGUUCAACACAAAUUAACAAUGCAACAAUAUUUCCUUAAACUAUGCUGACGUUAAUAUUUGAGUUCUCCUAAAUGUAACUUAGAACCCAGUUUUAUACUAUUAUUUUUAAGUGUUUAAUAUUGAGUGUAACAAUAAUCCAUUCCAGUAUGUUAAAACUGAUCUCAUUUAUUUCAACAUUUGUAUUCGUUAAGAAUAAUGUAACAAUAACAAAAUAAGAAAGUUUCUUAUACUAACUUUGUAAUGUUUUAUAUUUAUGUUUCAUAAUACUUAUUAGUUCAAUUUUCAUAUAAACAUUACAAACUAUACACAUGUAAUUUACAUUUGUACAAUUUGAUAUUUUAAUUAAUUUAAUUAAAUUAUGAGUUGUCAUUAUAAUUAACACAGUGUUCUUGUUCUUUAUAGUAAAGACUGUCAAAUUCUGCAAGUUGUGAAAAAUAAAAACGAUUUCAUCUUGAAUAUAAUCAUUUCUAUAUUCCUUGUCCACUACUG
Centruroides sculpturatus (bark scorpion) is the source of this 2535-nucleotide messenger RNA. Its product is annotated as stress response protein NST1-like. The transcript has 2 exons. The coding region runs from base 740 to 2047 and encodes 435 amino acids. The record is from RefSeq and is a predicted model, not a curated record. NCBI's taxonomy places the organism in Eukaryota, Metazoa, Arthropoda, Arachnida, Scorpiones, Buthidae.